UAUAAUAUGCAUGUGUAGUGCUGUAUUGUGGUAGCAACAGUAUAAUUUUAGAUGCAUGUAGUCUAGAACUGACUCAUAGCUAAAUUAAUACUCUUCUUUAAAUACUUUACAUUCAUCAGCCGUUCAUCCAAACCGAGUUGAAACAAUGUCGCCAAAACAAGGCGUACACGUUAAAACAGGGUGUUUAAUAAUAAAACAACCCCACUACUGGAUCUCUGCGUGCAGCCAUCUUGAGCGAAGCAAACGGUGGUGCAGGCCUCAGGAAGUGGUGAAGCAUCAUGUCAACGCUGAGACUUAACAAGCAAUGAAAAGUCUGCAUCUACCACGUGAGUCAAUCGCACUUCCUCUAAAUGAUACUCAUUCUCUCACACACGCAUUCUUCUCUUUUACUGUCCCACCAUCUCUGACCGUGGGAUUAUCUAAAGACAGCACCGCGGCCAUAUCAUCAGAUGAGCAGCACUAGUGCCAUGCAGAACUUGUCAAAGCCACCUCCUCAUCUGGUGCUGCCUCAAGGAGCCGUAGCCAUGAGGAUCAAAAGCUCUGCAGGCAGCGGCGAGCGCCUGAGUCAAACCAAAUCCAUGGUUAUACCGGAUCAUGACCCUGCACAGAAACCACUUAACCGACAUCGCAGGAAUCAGUCCCAGCACAACACCAGUCAAGGCGCACAGCAGCUCCAGCCUGGUUUGCAUGGGGUUUAUCUGAACAAAACCAAGAUCUCUGAAGGAGGAAAGAAACUCAAGAAAAACUGGACAUUAGCCUGGGUUGUCCUUUCAUCGAAUGAGCUGCAUUUUUACAAGGAGAGCAAGCAAGAAGCAGUGGCCAGUUUGAAACCAGGAAAUAAACCAGAAGGAAUUGACCUCUGCGGCGCCGUCGUAGACUGGACAACAGAGAAGUCGAGUCGGAAGAACGUGCUUCAGAUAACAACAAGGUCCGGUGAGGAGCUGCUUCUGCAAUCAGAUGACUACCCUACAAUCAGUAAAUGGCAUGAUGCCAUCAAAAAAACAGCGGACAGAUCGUCCAGUGCAGACGCAGGGUCCGGCGGGGGAAAAGCCACAUUACAUCGGUCCAGCAGCACAGAGUGUCUGCCCAGACGAGGCCAUGACUCAACAAAAUCCAAAGCCAAAGAGCCGAAAUCAGAGAACAGACGCUCUCUCAUGUUCAAGCUGAACUACAGUGCCUCCGACAGCGCAGAUAAGAACGGCGUGAAGAAUCGCCUCAAGAAGUUCAUCUCCAGACGGCCCUCCAUGAAAACACUACAGGAGAAAGGCCUCAUUAAAGAUUGCGUCUUUGGAUGUCACAUGUUGACCUUGUGUAAUCGGGAAGGGACCACGGUUCCCAAAUUUGUCCAGCUGUGUGUCAAGGAAGUGGAAAAACGAGGUCUAGAAGCUGACGGCAUAUACAGGGUGAGUGGCAACCUGGCCACGAUUCAGAAACUACGCUUCCUAGUUGACCAAGAGGAGGAGCUGAAUCUGGGCGACAGCCAAUGGGAGGACAUUCAUGUCAUCACUGGUGCGCUAAAGCUGUUUUUCCGCGAACUGCCAGAGCCUCUGUUUCCCUUUCGCUUUUUCGAAAUGUUCGUGGAGGCCAUAAAAACUAAGGAGCAAAAGCAGAAGGUGGCGGGGCUGAAGAAGCUUGUCCAUCAACUCCCUAAACCCAACCAUAACACCAUGAAAGUGCUAUUCCAUCACCUGCAGAGAGUUUUGACCAAGUCACGGCAAAACCUCAUGUCGAGCCAAGGCAUCAGCAUUGUUUUUGGACCGACUCUGAUGUGGCCUGAGCUGGAUGCGGGGAACAUGGCUCUCAACAUGCUGUACCAGAACCAGAUAGUAGAAUUCAUGCUCAUUGAAUGUGUGGAGAUUUUUGGACCAGAGUCCAAGUAACAAGUGCUUAAAUAUAAAAGGAGGCAUGAUUUUAUGAUAGGACCAACAUGCACAUUUGUAAUCCGUAAAAAGGAGACAACAAAGUAAACAUAACAGGAACGUACAGGACUUUGCUCUCUGAGUAAAUGCAUCUCCUUUUGUUGCACUUCAUAUUCUGGUCUUGUUUACCGUGUUUACUUUGUGCGAUUUUUGAAUUGAUUUUAUCGUCUCGUACGAAAAUCGUACAAUGUAAAAGAAUUCUGUGGAUGUGAGUUGAGAACAGUGUUCUUAAAAAGAUAUAAUGUCACGCGCUCACGUCCAGACAAUUUAGUACCAUUGUGAACAAAAAAGAGCCAAAGUUCUGGCAGGGUCAGAAACGUUUUCUUUUUUUUUUUUUUUUUUUUUAAAUUGAAAUCUCUGUGCUACGACACUUGUCUAAAAGUCGCCAUUAGAUGUAUGGUGUAAGUUUAUGUAAAAAUUCACAGGAUAGCUACAAAUGCAAAUAUAAAUGAAUCACAUUAAUUAAUAUAUCUUUACCAUUCUAAAUGCCUGGUCCUAUGAACGGUGACUUGUAUAGCUAGCAUACAUGCUAACAGACAGGGAAAAAAUAUUAGUAUUAUUAUUUGUGUGUGUUUUCUCUAACAUUUCUACUAUUAUACAAAGAGCUUAUUUGUGUUCACGGUUAUUUUUCUUUCGGAACAAGUCCGGAGCACGUUGAUUGAUGAUGUAAGCAGAACAUUGUCAUUUUCUUUAAUCGCAGGUCAACCGCUAGAGGUUCUGCGUUGGUGAUGCCACAACCUUCCAUGGCCGUGUCAAGAGAGCAAAAUUAGCUGCGCUCUCUGGGUGGGAGGGAUGGCACACUGUCUCUCCCUUGUCAGUCAUAAAGACACAAGCAAAUCGUAGGCAUCUGAGAGUUCUUGCAUGCAGAAGAGGACAGAUAGCUCAUUCUGAAGAGUGGGUUACGCUGCCCUGUGAUGCAGACGUUGGCUUCACAUGUCCUGGAGGAACCAAGUGUUUUCCCCAUUCUCCCUGCUUGGUAGUUAUCAUGUGAUAGGGGAGAGUUGACCAAAUGGGAGAGAAAAUUGUGUGUGUGUGUUAAGGGUGUGGGGGGGAUGGGGGUAUGCUAAUAAUAAUUAGCAUCCUGAAUGGAUAAAUGUACAUUUAGGAAGCUCAAAACUGUUUUGUUUGGUCACUUAAAGGUCAAUCUGAUUUGUCAUGUUAUGAUUUCCUGAUCAGUUUUGAUUUUUUGACGUGUAAGGAAGAAAAUGGAUUCUUUAUGGCCCUUUUUUUUUUUUUUUUUAAAUCAUCACUGUGUCAUAAAGACGUGUGUACUCUUGUAAAUAAAAAGUGAUCUUUUUCCCCUUGUCUUUUUAAUUAUGUUUACAUGCAGUGCCGGCUGUAUAUUUCUUUAGGUUCAAACUAAACAAUGAAAGCUAGAAACAUUUUAUAUACCGAUUACAUGCAUCAUUUCUUUUUUUUUUUUUUUUUUUCCCUUAACAUUUUGGAUUACAUGUUUUUUUGCUGGAGUUUGGAAAUCAUAUAUUGGUCAACCAAGUUGAAACCUCACCAGCUAUUCAGCCAGUUAUAUGCAUCCUUCGAGUCGGCACACUGUUGUGAAAAUAGUUCUAGGGAUCUUCAGAACUGCCACAGCGAAUAUGCGAUGGCCACAAUCACAUCAGUUUCUAUUCAAACUGCCAAAAGUUCUCUCCAAUUUCCCCAACAGCGGUGUCUUUUUAUUCACUCUCCGCAAGCCAACGCUGAGAAGCGCUGCAUGAAUGUGUUUUUUAUUCCGUCCCAGAGAUAAGACGGAGUCUGUAAUUACGUGGAGAGCCAGCGCUCUAAAUCAGACACUUCAUUUUUUUGGCAUCGAGUCAAGCAGCGAUGAAGGGGAUUGGAGAGCAAGGGGGAUGGGCGACACAAACCAGACACGCGAGCUUGCAAGUUUCACAAAAGAGGGAGAAAUGCAUCUGGAUGCUUGGAGUGCGACCAUCCUGGCAGUGCCAGUUAUCUCCAGAUCUGGAAUGAGCAGGGUCAGGCCACUGGGACAUCCACUGCUACAUGUCGCUCACCACAAAUAAAACAAAAACAAGGCUGGAUGUGCUGCUAUGUGUAGAGGAGCUGAGAUUUGGUGACGCCUUGUGGGUUUCAGUCAAAGAACAUGAAUCGAUUCUAUCUAAACAUAAUGGAGCAUAGUGCUCCUGCUGAUCCCAUAUGCAUUCUGCAGGAUAUUCUGGUUUCUCUCACGUGUGCAUACGGAAUAUUAGUCCAUACCGCUCAGUUACACUAUACUGGCUGACUACAAGUUUAUUUUUCUUCUCUCUUCUGAAAAUGUUUCUUUGGGCAAAUGUAAUACACCUCAACAGGAGCUUUAAUAAACAUGCAAAUCUGUCUUUCAGAAUAUACGUUUUCCAUAUGAUGUUGAAAGAAAGCUGUAAAAAGAAAAUAUAUACAUACAUAGGCCUACUGUUACAUACACCUUUUAUACGUCGUCUUGGCUGGACAUGGCUCAUUUCUGGCCAAAAGUAAUACUGACCUGCAAAUGCAAAUCAUGAACCUAUAAGCAUCACCAUGUGGAGAAAAAAAUAAAUAAAUAAAAAAUUAGUACAUCAUAAAGUUUUGCACACCCAAAAGCAAUAAGAAAACGGAUCACAUCAUGGUGUCCUGUAAACUUCAGGGCCGUGUGAAAGACCAGUCGACGCCAUGCAGACUUCAGGACGAGAUGGAGACUGUGGGCUUCGUGUUUUCCCUAGGCGAGCCAAGGCGCUUCGCGUCUAACGAUUUCAUGUUCUAACCGGAGACCACUGCGCACUCGAGAACCCCCGCCCCUCCACCUCACACUCAACACACACUUUUGUUUUCCCAUCCCUCUUGGCAGAGCUUCAUGGAAAUGGGU
This is a messenger RNA of Ictalurus furcatus (blue catfish), 4752 nucleotides long. RefSeq names its product Rho GTPase activating protein 15 (gene arhgap15). Gene Ontology annotation, cellular component: cytoplasm. The transcript is spliced from 14 exons. Gene Ontology annotation, biological process: regulation of GTPase activity; signal transduction. The coding region runs from base 450 to 1880 and encodes 476 amino acids. NCBI's taxonomy places the organism in Eukaryota, Metazoa, Chordata, Actinopteri, Siluriformes, Ictaluridae. The record is from RefSeq and is a predicted model, not a curated record.